AUGGACGAGCCGAACAGGAUCCUCCCCUUUGACUCACUUAAGCUAAUAGCUCAGGUUAACGCUGGGGAAAAUGCCCCCGUCACGCGUGAAUCGGCCGGCGACGUUCAAACCGAUUCCCUAGCAGCAGAAUCAUACAGAGCCGAUGGCGAAUUCGCCAAAAACCGCAAUGCUGAGCCCGGCGAUGUUUCCUCCAGAGCCAUUCCUCGCUCCCAUGCGGAUGACUCUACUGCCGAAUCCGCGCCGUCAUGUGUCAGCAGCCAACACGUUUCGGACAAGGGCGGCUCGCAUGGCAAGAAUCUGAAGGGAGGUGGUUUUGAUAACCAAGAUGUACAAGAUGGUGUCCAGAAAGCAUUCGCAUCCGAGCCCGGUUCCAUCAACGAUCCAGGCAGACUUGCAGAAGCCAAGUUUGAGCAGAGUGAAGCAGCAAAUCCGCGAGUGGCAACUAAUAGGGAUGUUGAUUUGAAAACUGGAACGGCAUAUGACGGGCUAGAUCCAGACGUGGACGCCUAG
Molecule: messenger RNA, 510 nt
Organism: Metarhizium brunneum ARSEF 3297
Lineage: Eukaryota; Fungi; Ascomycota; Sordariomycetes; Hypocreales; Clavicipitaceae
Source: RefSeq, a predicted model, not a curated record